Molecule: messenger RNA, 642 nt
Organism: Sphenostylis stenocarpa
Lineage: Eukaryota; Viridiplantae; Streptophyta; Magnoliopsida; Fabales; Fabaceae
Source: the annotation of a GenBank genome assembly
AUGGAAAAGAUGAAUCCGCGUGAUCUGUCAAAACGAAAAUAUAACCGUCCGAUAAUCCACACACGGAUCGCUCUAAAUCCAAAGGUCCAAAACGCAAAUCUCCUUCCCUCCAAGAUUUCAAGUUCGCACCUAUAUAAUAGAACCGCUCUGGCUUUAUUCUCUCAUUCUUGUAAACCCCAUCAGCGUUCUCCAUUUCCAUUUGCUCCUCCGCAAUCUACUAGAACCUUCCAAAUGGCCCGUACUAAGCAAACAGCCCGCAAAUCUACCGGUGGCAAGGCUCCCAGGAAGCAGCUGGCGACAAAGGCUGCUCGUAAGUCUGCUCCGGCGACCGGCGGAGUGAAGAAGCCCCACAGAUUCAGGCCGGGAACUGUGGCUCUGAGGGAAAUCAGAAAGUAUCAGAAGAGCACGGAGCUUUUGAUCCGAAAGCUACCCUUUCAGCGGCUGGUUCGUGAAAUCGCACAGGACUUCAAGACGGAUCUGAGGUUCCAGAGCAGUGCCGUUUCGGCUCUCCAGGAGGCUGCUGAGGCUUACUUGGUCGGACUCUUCGAAGACACCAAUCUCUGCGCUAUUCACGCUAAGAGGGUCACCAUCAUGCCCAAAGAUAUUCAACUCGCUAGAAGGAUCAGAGGCGAAAGGGCCUAG